This is a messenger RNA of Oenanthe melanoleuca, 5626 nucleotides long. It is a transcript of the gene TUBB1, whose product is annotated as tubulin beta 1 class VI. Gene Ontology annotation, biological process: microtubule cytoskeleton organization; mitotic cell cycle. NCBI's taxonomy places the organism in Eukaryota, Metazoa, Chordata, Aves, Passeriformes, Muscicapidae. The transcript is spliced from 4 exons. Gene Ontology annotation, molecular function: GTP binding; GTPase activity; structural constituent of cytoskeleton. Bases 3352 to 4707 code for a protein of 451 amino acids. Gene Ontology annotation, cellular component: microtubule; cytoplasm. The record is from RefSeq and is a predicted model, not a curated record.
ACCUCAGCAUUGUGCUAGACUCUGGCUGGCCACUGUGACUGUUUUUUUGUUAGGUUGUGUUUUUUUCCUGGUCUCGAGUUCUGGAUUUCUCAAGCCCUUUAAUGCUACAAUUUACAAAGGAACACAGCCCAGUGUCCAUUUUCUAGGCUGUUCCUUAGGGUUCAAACAUCUUUAUUAUUUGCUAGAAGAUUUAGUCAAUAGUAAAAAUAGUUUCCUAAUUUUCUUGCAGAAGCUUCUAGUGACUGUGUGAAUAGAUUACCACUCUCUUUUCCAUAUAUUAGCUAGAAGCUUUCAUGUUUGAUAAACAGGUUUAGUAAACCACAGACAGUUCUCCCCUCCACACUUCUCUUCCUUAGCUUUCAGCACUUUUUGUAGAGGGCUUGAGAUUUAUUAGCUCCUCACUAUGAAUAGAGAAACUGAGGCACAGAGAACCAAUGCACCAAAAGGAACAGCAGAGCAAGACUGGAGCCUGAGUGAUGAAUGCAAUGUUUUUGGUAUCGUUCUUAAGGGUGAUUCAGCUAGCCCAGGUUCGUUAAGACUUGCAUCAGCUUGUCUGGUAGCCAUUCACAGAUCUCUCUGAAAUUAUCUGAUGGCCUGUAGCCAGGCUUAUCUCAAAUUAAAUAGGGUUUCCUCUCAACAAUCUCCUCUGCUACUCUAAAAAGCCAGUUCCUUCCAAGCAAACCAUUAAAAAAGAUUAUCCCAGAAUGCCUCCUUGCACGUGCAUAUUUAUUGGGGGUAGUGUUAAAAAACCCCAAACAUUAACCAAGAAAAUAACAACAAAAAGCCCAGGAACCACAAAAGCCUGGUGUUUGUGGUCUCAGCUCAAGCCCAUCACCAGGGCUGUGGUAUCUGCUCUGGAGGCACUGGAAGCAGUGGGCAGCCUGAUAAUAGCCAGUGUGAGACCCUGGAAUAGCUGUGCCAGGCUGCUCCUAAUCUCCCCAGUGCCAAAAGUCCCUCUGGGCCAGCCCACCCAGCACAGCCCUCUGUCCCCAGCGCCUCUGUGCUAAUCUGCAGCUGCACAUGUGCCAUGGCAGUGCCUGGGAAGUGCCUCGGGCUGUUAACAGGCCUGGGGCUUCUCAGGGCUGAUCAGGGCUGAGCAGGGACGGGCUGCAACUGAGCCUGCACAGAAACAGGCCCCUGCUAGGCUGGGUUUGGGAUAAAGUCAGACUUAAGGGUUCACAGAAAUGCAGGUGGGGAGGAGAGGGAAAAGAGGCCCAAAGCCACAUCUGCUCCACAAAGCAUCUCAGCUACCUGGUGUCAUGUGCCAGAAUUUUUAAGACUGUCUAAGGAAGCGCUUCAGAGGAGGCACAUGAUUGUAGGGAGCUAUUUUCAGCAAGAGGAAAAACCCCUACUGAGUGAUUGCAUAUUUCUUUCACUUCCUUUUCCCCCCUUUCCUUGUGAGAUGUACUCAGCAAAUAUAUUUAUUGCUGAAAUGAUUUUGUCAGAUUUUUUGGACAGUGACUUAGCACCUUCAGCCUCUUCCUAAGCUGUGUCUAUUGUGAGUACUUGCAUAUUUUAAAUAGUAUUUAUUUAGUGUCAGCAGCUCUCUGCUAACAUUGUGUCAAGGCAGCUCCUAUUCAGAAUACAGCAGUUGAAUAUACAACUCAGAUGUGCAUUACUGCUCUUAGCUAAGGAUGGCUGGAGAAAACAAGUAUGAAAUGUGCAUAAGUAAAAUGGGAUAAGCUUUUAAAGUAAAUGUCAACAAUUUUUCUUAGGGAAUUGUAGAAGGUAUCCAAAGCCAUUGUAGGAAAUACUGACAAUGUAGCAAUGGAACAGAACGUUUUGUGUGUCUUGCUGGGUAAACUGAAUGGCUUAGAGAACACUUAUCUUUUGGAAAAAUGAUAAAAUGAUUGUGUUUUAAGGAAAGAAAAUUAAUCUACCUGAAUUUAAGGUCUUCCUUUUAUUGCUCCCUACUCAGUAUGCUCAUAGCAUGGCACAGGAUGAUGGAUGUUUGCUCUCUACUUUUUACAAUGCACUUCUGGUGCUGAACUUGGUGUCAGGGGCAGUUGUCUGUCCCUUCAUUGGCUGGUGGGAGAAGUGGAAGUCAUCAAGUGGAGAGGAAGCCUGGAAUAAGCUGAUUUUUCUUCUGGAACCAUAUGGAAGCUCAGAAAUCCCUUAUCUCUAGCAGCCCAUAAAGUGGUAAGUAGUUACAUUCAGUGAGUCAAGCCUUUCCACUGUCCCAUUUUAUUUAUUAUGCAAAAUAGUUUAAGGUGCUUUCCUAAUUAUAGUUCCUUUCCCUAGCCUUAAAAUGAACACUUACAAGGCAGUGAAGCCAUUUGACAUUUAAUUAAACUGCUCUAGGCUUUCAGAAGUCAUUUUAUCCUGGGUUUCUGCUGCUCAGUGAUACUGGUCCUGGUUAUCAGCAGCCAAACAUGACUGUGCUGUGUUUUGUUCUGCCUCACAUCGUUUCCUUUAGCACAGUGAGAUGUUUCACUCUGUGAAUGUUACAGUUCACUUCAGAGAACUUCAGUGAAAUGGGGUUUCACCUCUAGCAUUUUCCUGGCAUGUUCUGAAGUACAUCUGCAACAUAAGAAAUUAAGAAAUAUUAGAAAUGCUGUAUUUCUUAAUGUCAGGAAAUGAAGGGAGAGAGAGAGAAAGGGAGAGACAAAGAGCAUCUGUGCAAGUUAGUAACAAGUUAAUUCAAGUUUUGGCUAAAAAUGACAGAUUCUUAUGACUACUUAAAAACCAUGCAUCACUGAGAGUAUAGUGUUAUUUUUAUGUGUUUCAAAGUAUUCUUUGUUACUGCUCCUGUCCCCCUCCUUCGUGCAGUCAAACAUCAGGAACGAUGCUUGUAAGUGAACUGGAGCCUUGCAAUACACUGAAUGUUGUGAUUAUAGGAGGCUCCUGCUCACAAGUUGUUGCCAUUUUUAUUAUGGGUGUUGUCCUCUAUGACUCAUAUGAUGCUAAAAUUUAAAUUAUGUGGCAGAAGCACAUGUGUUUAAUAAAUUAAGAUCACUCACUUUGGGCUAUAAUCUCUACAUAUGCACAUAUAUUUGUAUAUAUAUUAUGUCUAAUACAAAAUAAUGAAACACAAACAGAAUAUGCACAUAUAUUCAUGCACCACACACGCACAGAGAACUGGGAAGGGGUGCAUGUGACAGUGUUGCUUUCCAAGGCACCCAGUGGUGCACCUGUGCUGCUGUACCUGUACCAGGCAGCAAAGAGGCCCCUGGCUCCUGGUGCAGUGCCUGGGGCUGGCUACUCCCCUGGCUGGCUGAGUGACACUCCCUCGGCUAUAAAAGGGCCCCCGGGGCUGGGCUGUGCUGGUGCAGCUGAUAGAGCAGCAGGCAGAGGGCUCGGUCUGGGCAGCCUGGGCGAGGUUGUAGCCACCAACAGUCUGAGCCGCACAAAAUGCGUGAAAUCGUGCACCUGCAGAUUGGCCAGUGUGGGAACCAAAUUGGAGCCAAGUUCUGGGAGGUGCUUGGUGAUGAACAUGGGAUUGACAUCACUGGGAACUACCGUGGGGAUUCACCUCUGCAGCUGGAGAGAAUUAACGUGUACUUCAAUGAGGCUUAUUCCCAUAAAUACGUGCCCCGUUCCAUCCUGGUGGACCUGGAGCCUGGGACGAUGGACAGUGUCCGGUCCAGCAAGAUCGGCCCCCUCUUUCGACCUGACAACUUUAUCCACGGUAAUUCAGGUGCUGGCAACAACUGGGCCAAGGGCCAUUACACAGAAGGUGCUGAACUGAUUGAAAACGUCAUGGAUGUGGUGAGGAACGAGUGUGAGAGCUGUGACUGCCUUCAGGGAUUCCAGCUCAUCCAUUCCCUUGGCGGUGGCACAGGCUCAGGCAUGGGGACGCUCCUCAUCAACAAGAUCAGGGAGGAAUAUCCCGACAGGAUCAUGAACACCUUCAGCGUGGUGCCCUCGCCCAAGGUCUCCGACACGGUGGUGGAGCCGUACAACGCCAUCCUCUCCAUCCACCAGCUGAUAGAGAACACAGACGAAACCUUUUGCAUUGACAACGAAGCUCUGUAUGACAUAUGCUUCAGGACAUUAAAGCUCACCAAUCCCACCUACGGGGACCUCAACCACCUGGUGUCCCUGACGAUGAGCGGCGUCACCACCUCGCUGCGCUUCCCGGGCCAGCUGAACGCGGAUCUGCGGAAGCUGGCGGUGAACAUGGUGCCCUUUCCUCGCCUGCACUUCUUCAUGCCCGGCUUUGCCCCGCUGACAGCGCGGGGCAGCCAGCAGUACCGGGCCCUGACGGUGCCAGAGCUCACCCAGCAGAUGUUCGACGCCCGCAACAUGAUGGCAGCGUGCGACCCGCGCCGCGGGCGCUACCUCACCGUCGCCUGCAUCUUCAGGGGCAGGAUGUCCACCAGGGAAGUGGACGAGCAGCUGCUGUCUGUCCAGACCAAGAACAGCUCCUACUUCGUGGAGUGGAUCCCCAACAAUGUGAAAGUGGCCGUGUGUGACAUCCCGCCGCGAGGGCUGAAGAUGGCAGCCACGUUCAUCGGCAAUAACACGGCCAUCCAGGAGCUCUUCAUCAGGGUGUCCGAGCAGUUCUCGGCCAUGUUCAGAAGGAAAGCAUUUCUGCACUGGUACACGGGGGAAGGCAUGGAUGAGAUGGAGUUUUCUGAAGCAGAAGGUAACACCAAUGACCUCGUGUCCGAGUACCAGCAGUACCAGGAUGCCACUGCAGAUGUGGAGGAAUUUGAGGAGGUAGAAGUGGAAGCAGAAGCCAAGCCAGAAAAGGAAGCAGAGUAAAAAGUAUCAAAACAUUCUCCUAAUGAGCCAGUUCACAUUCACUAAAGACAAAGCAAUAGCCAUCAUCUGCAUACCCAAAAUAACACAUUUCUUCAGAACUUUUUCUCUGCAUCUGGCCAAGUAUCUCUGAUAUUACAACACUGCUUUUGAAAUUAAGGGCAGCUCUGCUUUACUGUCUUAACAGUUGACACUGAAUCUCUCCCAAAACUGAUCCACUAUGAAGACAUGUUAUGUCAUACCAGCCUUUCCUGUAAAUGGAUUUUUUAGAAUAUAAUCACCAGAUACUGAAUGUACUAUACAGCCACUGUGCCUGUGUAUAUAGAUCAGGAUCAAAAGCAAUAGCAAAACACGCUGUCAGCUCAUCACUUUUAUUUAUUCUCAGGGAAACACAGUCCCUGCUGAUCAUGAACUUGUCACUGUUUUAGGAACACGUGCACAUCUCUGAAGCCUCCAAGGUAGUGACUCUUUUAUCACUCCACAGACUGAUGUACAUCUGCAGAAACAACAGGGGCCAAAUGACUAAAUAUGCACAUUUUUAUUUUAUAAGUACUCUAAAUGUUCUAUCACCUUGCUGGCUUAUAUUAUUGCAGAGCUUUAUUCAUUAUAAUGGUGUGGUUUGUUUCUAUUUCUAACUACAGGAUGAGUUACAUUAGCACACUAAGUUGUGACAUUAUGUAAAAGUUUUGGUGUGGUAUUUUUUUUCCUAGGUACUAACUACUGUAAAUUUUUUUCCUAACAUUCAUUACAACAAAAAUGACAUAGAAUGGUUUGUAGUUUGUUAAUGUAAAUUCCAUGGCAGUCACUAAAACAAAACCAUAUUUUGCCUUUGGUGAAAAAAAUUUCUUGCCAUCAUAGCUGCCUACUUAACAAUGUAUUUAUAAUAUUAUUUUAAAUAAAGAUUAUAUACCAUUCUAUAAAA